AUGAAGGUAUUGCUCCUAUCGCUUGUUGUAUUGUGUGUAUUAUGUAGCAGUUAUAACUUGAUGAUCGGUGGUGCUUUGGGAGAAACAAAUGCGCUCUCGUAUCCACUUCCAAAACUCUCGAUCGUUCCUGGUACUUUGACUGUGAGUGGGUUAUCAUCGGGAGCCUAUAUGGCUACACAAUUUCAUGUUGCUUUCAGUAAGACUGUUAGAGGAGCUGGAGUAUUUGCUGGAGGACCAUAUUAUUGUGCUCAGAAUGAUUUUGCAAAGGCUAAUGCUGGAUGUAUGAAGGUGGCAAGUAUGAUUGAUUUGGAUUCUAUUCAAGCCAAUGUUAAAGAGUUUGAAAGACAAGGGUUAAUUGAUCCAAUUGAAAAUUUGAAAGGUCAAUCCGUUUACUUGUUUAGUGGACUUAAGGAUUAUGUUGUAUUUCAGGCUGUAAUGAACAAAUUGAAAGAUCAAUAUUCGAAAUAUUUCGGAAUUACUAGAAUAGUUGCUCAUUUUGGUUCAAUUGCAUCUCAUGCUAUGAUUACCAAUAAUUAUGGUGGAAAAUGUGAUUUCUUUGGUUCACCUUUCAUUAAUAAUUGUGAUUAUGAUGCAGCAUCAGAGGUAUUCAGCACACUUUUAAAGGAAUAUAAUGGAACUUCAAUUCCACAUGUUGAGGAGAACUUUUACAUGUUUCCACAAAAGGAUAAAUAUUUAGCUAGUUCAUUCGAUGAAUAUGGAUACAUUUACAUUCCAAAAGCCUGCAGAACUACUCAAUGUAGAAUUCACGUCGUUUUCCAUGGUUGCCUACAAGGAAGAAGUUCUAUUGGUGAUGUUUAUGCUAAAAAUGCUGGCUAUUUACAACAUGCAGAGCUCAAUAAUUUAAUCAUUCUCUUCCCACAAGUAACUACUCUUGCCAAAGUCAACCCUAACGGAUGUAUGGAUUGGUGGGGUUAUACCAAUGAAAAGUAUGCAACCAAAGAAGGAGAACAAUUGGUAGCUGUUAGGAACAUGUUAUUGGAUUUGGGAGUUACUGAUUUUUAA
This is a messenger RNA of Naegleria gruberi, 1023 nucleotides long. RefSeq lists its product as uncharacterized. The transcript has 2 exons. The record is from RefSeq and is a predicted model, not a curated record. The coding region runs from base 1 to 1023 and encodes 340 amino acids. Lineage: Eukaryota; Heterolobosea; Eutetramitea; Acrasida; Naegleriidae.